This is a messenger RNA of Talaromyces marneffei, 6351 nucleotides long. RefSeq lists its product as uncharacterized. Gene Ontology annotation, cellular component: voltage-gated calcium channel complex; membrane. Bases 1 to 6351 code for a protein of 2116 amino acids. NCBI's taxonomy places the organism in Eukaryota, Fungi, Ascomycota, Eurotiomycetes, Eurotiales, Trichocomaceae. The record is from RefSeq and is a predicted model, not a curated record. Gene Ontology annotation, biological process: calcium ion import across plasma membrane. Gene Ontology annotation, molecular function: high voltage-gated calcium channel activity; calcium ion binding. The transcript is spliced from 5 exons.
AUGGCAUCCAACAAUAAUCAGGGCCACGUUCCUGGUCGAGAUCCGUCACAACGCGCAAUUCCACUACAAAAUUUAUCUAGAGAUGAAAGCGACGAUUUUGAGAACAUCGAUGACCGCCGAGGGAGGAGGAGGAGUAGCGGCGCAAGGACUGGACACGGACCGAGACGAUCAUUACUCACGGGGGGAGGCUUCAAGACGUACGAGCGCGUCGCGGAGGAUUCGCCCAGUCCCAAAGACAGAGUCGGUCUACGAAUCACGCAACCAUCGACCGCAAGACUAAGAGAGAACAAUCCGUAUGCGUCCGAUGACCAUGACUUUGUCGAUGACCCAGGUGGUUUCGCCGAGGCCAUGGGUUCGAUAGGUUUUGGCUUUCGUCCAUCGUCACCGCGGCGUUCCGAUAGCGAAGAGUUUAUGAUGAGUUCAUUUCCAGGACCGUCUGGACACGCCGGAAAGGCAGCUGCCGAUGAUUAUUUUCCUUCUCCAAUUGUACCGAUCGACGACACGGCGCCGUUGACGGAUGAGAAAUAUCUUCAGCCUAUCAGUGGCGCAAAUGCCCGAGAGUCUGAAGGCAGGACAAGCAUGCAAAGUGUAAGACUUGGAAAUAGUUUCAGCAGUUCCCGCUUGGGUGAUGAUCUGGAGACUGGAGGAAGGAGACGAGGCAGCAGCAGUGCAGGUGGUAGUCGUUCACGUUCGCGCUCUUUGUCACCAUCUGUGUCCAGCUCAGCUUUGCAUAGAGCUGGUACCGUUAUGCAAAAGAUGUCACAGCGUGUCGUCAAUUUAAGUAACGAGCCUGUCGAGCAGGCGAUUCUGCGCCGGGAGUCAACGAAGAGGUCGAAACACGAUGAGCCACCAAGCCCACCCUCGCAACAAGACUUUGACAAUAUUCCGCAUCGAAUGGAGAGUGUCUCCGAGAAAGGGAGCUCUCAAACAACCUGGAGGUCAACCGUCAACCCCUUUAGGGGGAAAUCACUUGGCAUAUUCAGUCCGGACAACCCGUUGAGAACAUGGCUAUGUGAUAUUCUAGUACAUCCAGCUACGGAACCAUUUAUUUUGCUGGUCAUUGUGGUCCAUGCCGUAUUAUUGACUAUCCAAUCUGCCCACCCAGUGUGGACUCACCCACGAUCUGAGAAAUGGGGCUCACAGGCGAUUGAUUAUGCCUUGUUCGUUAUUUUUGUCAUCUAUACGAUUGAGUUGUUUGUCAGGAUUAUAGUAUCUGGCUUUAUCUGGAACUCGGCAGAGUACAGUACCAUGGACAGGUCGCUCGGGUUUAAAAAAGCGAUUGUUGAAAGAGGCAAAAGCCUCUUGUCCCUCCAACGACAACCUUCAACAAAAACAAAGUCUGUCAAGUUUGAGGACACCCAACCCUCAUAUCUGCGCAAGACUGUCACGGGGCUACAGCCAUUCACCGAUUCCUCGGAUGAUCCUCGCCAUGGGUCACGUAAACGACUCGCUUACAGAGCAUUUCUCAGACACUCUUUCAACCGAUUAGACUUUCUAGCAGUUGUUUCAUAUUGGAUCUCGUUCGGCCUGCAAAUUACAGGCUAUUCUAGCAAACAUAAUAUCUAUAUUUUCCAGAUGCUCAGUUGUCUGCGUUUACUUCGACUGCUUGGUAUCACGGAUGGAACUUCGGUCAUUCUACGAAGUUUGAAGAAAUCGGCGCCACUACUUGUGCACGUCGGUUUCCUCAUUGGUUUCUUUUGGUUGCUUUUCGCCAUUGUGGGCAUUCAAAGCUUCAAGUCCAGCUUUCGCAGAUCUUGCGUUUGGAUCGACCCAGAAGGCCAGAGUAAUUUCACUAUGAACGACCCUUAUAAUGUUAUCCAAUUAUGUGGAGGGUAUCUCGAUAGCUCUACAGGUGAAGCGAUGCCUUGGGUUUACGCAAACAACGAUCCAUCUCCAUUCAGUCCAAAAGGUUACCUUUGCCCUCAGGGCUCGAUGUGUAUCGAAGGAACCAAUCCGUACAACGAUACAAUGAGUUUCGACAAUAUUUUCAACUCUCUUGAACUCGUUUUUGUGAUCAUGAGCUCCAACACGUUUACCGAUCUCCUUUAUUAUACCACGAAUUCAGAUUAUCUUGCUUCUGCCCUGUUUUUUGCCGUUGGAUUUGUGCUACUGAGUUUGUGGAUGGUUAACUUGUUAGUUGCUGUCAUCACGUCUUCGUUUCAAGUCAUUCGAGAGGAGAGCAGGCAAAGCGCUUUCGCUAUGGAAAAACUCGAGGAACCUGAAAUUGACGAGUCGGAACGUUACAAAGUCAAUCAUCUCAAAAAUCUAUACGAGAAGACUAGUUGGUUAUGGAUUGCCUUGAUUGCGUACGACCUGAUCGUUCAGUGUAUGCGAAGCGCAACCAUGAGUCAAUCGACAGAAAGAUUCAUCAGCGAUACCGAAACUGCCGUUACUUUCGUCCUCUUGUUGGAGAUAAUUUUACGGUUUGCGUCUGACUGGAGACAUUUUCAUCAUAGCAAGCGCAACCUUGUCGACCUUGCUCUCGCGGUGAUAACAUGUAUCAUACAAAUUCCGCCGAUUCACUCCUCGGGCCAAGUAUAUAUGGGGCUUACGCUCUUUCAAAUAUUGCGUAUAUACCGCAUCGUUUUGGCGUUUUCGGUGACGAGAGACCUUAUCAUGGUCGUAUUCCGCAACGUUGUUGGUUUGCUGAAUCUGAUCCUCUUCGUGUUUUUGAUUACAUAUCUCGCAGCCAUAUUUGCAGUGCAGUUAUUCCGCGGUGUGAUCCCAGCCCAAAACGACAACGGGGGCACGAUUGAGAUGACAUUCUUCACUAUAUACAAUUCUUUCCUCGCCAUGUACCAAAUUCUGUCUACCGAGAAUUGGACUACAAUUCUGUACGGCUCAACUACAAACACUAAGGCUUAUGGCACCUCCUGGAUUUCGGCAUCGUUUAUCAUAAUAUGGUUCAUUCUCUCGUGUUUCAUUAUCUUGAACAUGUUUAUUGCUGUCAUUCAAGAGAGCUUUGAUAUCUCGGAAGAUCAGAAGCGUUUGCAUCAGGUGAAGGCUUUUUUGCAACAGAAAGAACUCGGGUCCUCCUCGGCCAGCAAUCUUGCUCUGACUUCUAUAUUCAAGUUCGGCCGGGAAAACGCUAGGAAUCGGGAGCCUCUAGAUUACGGCCCUGCUACUAUGGAUAUGCUUCUCAAGGAUGCCGUAGUGCAGGAGUUUCUUGACGAGCACUUUGGUUCAUUCGACUCUCAGACACCACAUCAACCAUCUGUGGGUAAAGAUGCAUUACAACCAGGCUGGAUUUCUACAAUCUGGACCAAAAUUUCAAAGACAUUCCUAAACCAGGAGCCGAAUCCCUUCUACUCUAAGUUGAAGUUUUCAAAGGCAUACGACGAACUUGACCCUCGAACUUUAGCGAAAGAGGUGGUGAUGGCUUCUGAGCAACGCAAAAUCGCGCAACGAGAAUACCUCCAACGUUAUCCGUUAUACAAUAAGUCUUUGUAUAUUUUCAGCACCAAGAAUCCGAUUCGAAGAGCAUGUCAGCGUAUGGUUGGACCAGGACGUGGCAGUCAUCGAUUUGAAGGUGUCGAACCUUACAAGCCGCUGUGGUACACCUUCUCGGCUUUUAUUUAUGCUUGUAUUGUUGCAAUGGUUCUACUGGCUUGUAUCACGACGCCACUCUACCAGAGAGAAUACUUUCUGACACGAGAAUACACGCCCGAUAACUGGUUUGUCUGGACUGAUGCAGGAUUUGCAGUAGUUUUCACUAUCGAAGCUGUGAUUAAAGUCAUCGCCGACGGAUUCUUCUGGACGCCGAAUGCCUAUUUCCGAAGUUCUUGGGGGUUUCUCGACGGUGUCGUACUUAUAACCCUUUGGAUCAAUAUUUUUACUUCCUUGUUUACCACUGGAAAUGUGUCCAGAAUUGUCGGUGCGUUUAAAGCUUUGAGGGCACUGAGACUUCUCAAUGUGAGCGAUAGUGCCAGGGAUACGUUCCACUCUGUUAUCAUCAUCGGCGGUUGGAAAGUUAUUUCUGCUGCAUUCGUUUCGAUGAGUUUUCUCAUCCCCUUUGCCAUCUAUGGAUUAAACCUUUUCAGUGGACAAAUGAUAUCAUGUAACGAUGGUUCGCUUUCUGGGAGUCUCGAUGGUUGUAUCGGGGAAUACCAGAGCUCUCCAUACAACUGGGGGGUCUUGGCGCCUAGGGUAGCCGACAAUUCUUACUAUAGUUUCGAUAAUUUCGGCAACUCUCUAUUCAUUCUCUUUCAGAUCGUUUCUCAAGAAGGAUGGAUUGAUGUGCAAGCGAGUGCAAUGAGCAUCACAGGAGUUGGCCAACAGCCUCAGAGUUUGGCAGCACAAGCCAAUGGUCUUUUCUUCGUUGUCUUCAACUUGCUCGGUGCAGUCUUUGUGUUGACCCUGUUUGUCACCGUCUUCAUGCGAAAUUAUACGGAACAAACAGGAGUUGCUUUUUUGACAGCGGAGCAGCGUUCCUGGCUUGAGUUGAGGAAACUUCUGAGACAAAUAUCACCAUCGAAAAGAUCGAAUAACGCCUUUGCUAAGAACUGGCGCAAGACAUGCUAUCGACUCGCAUCGAGAAAGAACGGCAAAUGGGCGCGCUUCAUCACGGGUUUGCUCGUAUUCCAUCUGCUGCUUCUCACUUUGGAAUGGUAUCCGUAUCCGGAUCUGUGGGAUAUUAUCAGAGAUGUACUCUUUUUUAUUCUAACCCUAUUCUAUAUUGCGGAUAUCACUAUACGUAUCAUCGGACUCGGUUGGCCUCGCUUUAGACGAAGCUCAUGGGAUCUCUACUCCCUUUUAGUCGUACCAGGAACUUUUGUUACGGUCAUUUUUGCUUUCAUCUUCCGCAACGUCAACCGCAUGAACGCUGUACUGCAACUCAACAAGCUGUUCAUUGUUUCUAUCACACUUUUGAUCAUCCCCCGCAACAAUCAACUUGAUCAGCUUUUCAAGACGGCUGCUGCCAGUUUGACAUCUAUUGUCAACCUGUUAGCAACUUGGUUUGUCUUAUUUCUCGUAUUCGCCAUAGCAAUGACACAAACAUUCGGACUCACAAAAUUCGGAGGCCACGAAACGAACAAUAUCAACUUUCGGGAUGUUCCAAACGCCCUAAUCUUGCUCUUCCGUACUAGUGCAGGCGAAGGCUGGAACCAGCUCAUGGAAGACUUUGCAACCAUGGAACGGCCGUAUUGUACAUUGAAUGAUGAGUUCCUUAAAUCAGACUGCGGAAGUCAAGGAUGGGCUCGCGGUCUUUUCAUCGCCUGGAACGUUAUCAGCAUGUAUCUCUUCGUAUCACUUUUUGUCUCUCUCAUUUACGAGAGUUUCUCCUACGUGUAUCAGCGGAGCAGUGGUCUUGGUCUUUAUACUAUUGACCGAGAUGAGAUUCGGCGUUUCAAGGAAGCUUGGGCUAAUUUCGAUCCUCAUGGUUCUGGAUUUAUCACCAAGCAGCAAUUCCCGAGGCUUCUAGGAGAACUUUCCGGCGUGUUUGAGAUGCGUAUCUAUGAUGGAAAUUUCACUGUUGGUCGGAUACUUGAAAAGUGCCGAAGUGGUCCCAACCCCCGAGACUCGUUGGUUUCUUUCAACCCUUCAGAAAGGGCGGGUAGCAAUGAAGUUGAUAUUUCCAAGCUAGCCCGUAUCAUUGAUCAAAUUCCGGUUGAGGAGAUCCGUGCUCGCCGAAAACGAUUGAAUACCUUCUACGAGGAGGUUCUGGUGUCGGCCGACGUAGAACGUGGAGUGUCAUUCUCUGCGUGUUUGAUGAUUCUCGCCCAUUAUAAAAUCAUUGUUGACAGCAAGAGCUUACGUCUCGAGGAGUUUCUCCGGCGUCGUACCAGACUUCAACGUGUUGAAGAGGCUGUCCGACGAAACACUGUUAUUGGCUUUUUUGAUACCCUGUACUGGUCUCGUCGAUUCCGCAAGCGCAUCGAGAGUCGCAAAUCGGCUCGCCUAACGACUAUUCCACAAUUCUCAAUCCCUGAAAUCUAUGUUGAGGAUCAAGAACGCCAUGAAGUUGAGGACGACUAUUUUGAUGGCGAGUCAAGUCUCCAAAAGGACUCUAGGUUGACACUGUCUUCAACAAUCUCUCAACCAAGUGCAGUAUCGCCUACUAGCUCUGCUCGACCGUCUUUACAUAUCGAUACCAGUAUUGCGGCAGAGUCAUCCAGCGAGUGGUCAAGAAUUGGUGCUGCACUAUCACCACGUCAAAACGCAGCAGAAUUGGGUGUCGACUCCCCCCGCCGUUCGCAAUCCAUUACCGGCCAGUCAUCUCAAGGCAGCAAUUCGCAAGACAAUAGUGUCAUUGUACAAGAUAUGAUGCAAAGUCUGGGCGAUUCAGCGUGGGGUCAAAGUAUUCGCAGAAGCUUUACGCAGCGACGCUCCGGUCAGGGACCCCCACGGUAA